AUGACCCAUGUGGAUGCUCUAAGCAGGGACUUAAUCCAAGAUACUAUCGAACUAUCGCAGAUAGAUAUUACUGAAGGUGAAUGGCUGCUGGCUGUACAAAUGCAAGACGAGCAAUUUGUGAUAGUAGAAGCAGUGAAAGACACUCGAGCGCGUUAUGUGACGAAAACCCUUUUGAACUAUAUGUACAUAUUCGGGUCUUCAACGAGGAUUAUAAGUGAUCGGGGUACUGCUUUUACUUCGCGCACAUUUAAAUUAUUUUGUGACAAUUACGGUGCGAAGCAUACGUUAAACGCAGUAGCCACUCCGCGGUCAAACGGUCAGUGUGAACGCGGGAAAUCCAGAAGAUCGUUGGGACGAGCAUGUGAAGCCGAUUCAGUGUGCGUUGUGCAGAGUACUGGGGUGUCGCCACUUGAGGCAUUGGCAGGAUUUAAGCCUCGGCAUAUAUCUGAGUCUUAUAUCCUUAACGAAGUACAAGCCGAUUUAAGUCGGGUAGAUAUUCAUACACUACGCCAGACGAUAUCAGGACGUAUUUCUGAGGAUCAGAGACGUCAGAAGGAACGUUUUGAUAAGAAACGUGCUGAAGCGACAAAGUAUGAAGAAGGUCAGCUCGUGCGAAUCAAUAAUGCUCUAACAGCUACAGGUGGAAGCAAGAAGUUACUCCCAAGGUUCAAGGGACCGUUCAGGGUGUUCAAGGUGCUUCCCAAUGAUCGGUAUGAAGUGGAGGAUCUACGGGAAAGUUUUAGUCAGAAACGGACUGUGGUGGCAGUCGACAGCAUGAAACCCUGGAUAGUACUAAAAGGUUAG
Molecule: messenger RNA, 804 nt
Organism: Anthonomus grandis grandis
Lineage: Eukaryota; Metazoa; Arthropoda; Insecta; Coleoptera; Curculionidae
Exons: 3
Coding region: 1-804 (267 amino acids)
Biological process (GO): DNA integration
Molecular function (GO): nucleic acid binding
Source: RefSeq, a predicted model, not a curated record